Messenger RNA from Amaranthus tricolor (Joseph's coat), 1463 nucleotides. RefSeq names its product L-galactose dehydrogenase. The transcript has 5 exons. NCBI's taxonomy places the organism in Eukaryota, Viridiplantae, Streptophyta, Magnoliopsida, Caryophyllales, Amaranthaceae. Gene Ontology annotation, molecular function: L-galactose dehydrogenase activity. The record is from RefSeq and is a predicted model, not a curated record. The coding region runs from base 144 to 1244 and encodes 366 amino acids. Gene Ontology annotation, cellular component: cytosol. Gene Ontology annotation, biological process: L-ascorbic acid biosynthetic process.
CUAAAAUCUAAAUUACGGAAAAUAAAUAUCAUUGUGAGAAUCGAACCUAUAUCGAAAUUGUACCUCCUACUUUGUUUUUAUUUUUUUUUUUUAAAAAAGUUUGAUAUAUUGGCUACUCCCAUUUAACGGAUAGAAACAAAACAAUGCCACUCGUCCAGAUCUCCAAUUCACAAUUGAUCAUUCCAAGGAAUUCCACGAUCACUACAAUUUCCGCCUCAAAUAUCCUUCACCAUAUUCAUCCCCAAAUUUUCUCUCAAAAAAUCCGAAUUACUGCCAUGAAAACCAAUCAAAAAUUAGAGCGCAGAGAAUUGGGAAACACUGGACUCAAACUAAGCUGUGUGGGUUUUGGUGCCUCUCCUCUUGGCAAAGUCUUUGGUGAUGUCUCUGAAGAACAAGCCAUUGCUACUGUUACUAAUGCUUUCAAUUUGGGUAUCAAUUUCUUUGAUACUUCUCCCUACUAUGGUGCAACGUUGUCGGAGAGGGUGCUUGGAAAGUGUUUGAAGGCACUUGGUGCACCUAGAGAUCAGUAUAUUGUUGCAACGAAGUGUGGCCGUUAUGCAGAAGGCUUUGACUUUAGUGCUGAAAGGGUUACUAGGAGCAUUGAUGAAAGCUUAGAAAGAUUACAACUUGACUAUGUUGAUAUACUACAAUGUCAUGAUAUUGAAUUUGGCUCUCUUGAUCAGAUUGUCAAUGAGACAAUUCCCACCCUUCAGAAAAUUAAAGAAUCUGGGAAGGCUAGGUUCAUUGGUAUAACCGGACUUCCUUUAGAUAUAUAUACCUAUGUUCUCGACCGAGUGCCUCAGGGUACAAUUGACGUGGUCCUGUCAUACUGUCAUUACUGUAUCAAUGAUUCAACAUUGGAAGAUUUAUUACCGUAUUUGAAGAGUAAAGGCGUCGGAGUGAUCAACGCUUCCCCUCUUUCAAUGGGGCUUCAUACAGAAAAUGGCCCCCCCGAGUGGCAUCCAGCCUCACCUGAGAUUAAGGCGGCAUGCAAAGCUGCAGCUGAUUACUGCAAAAAGAAUGGGAAGAAUAUAUCGAAGUUGGCACUUCAAUACAGCUUGCUAAACAAAGACAUUUCUACUGUACUUGUUGGCAUGAACUCUGUUAGACAGGUGGAGGAAAAUGUCGCUGCGGCUUUGGAACUCGAAGCUGUAGGAAAGGAUGAGAAAAGUUUUGCAGAAGUUGAAAACAUUUUGAAGCCUAUUAAGAAUCAGACUUGGCCCAGUGGUAUCCAAAAAACCUGAAACUGUUUACAAGCAGUAUUUAUAGGUUUGCUGGCUAAUAUUCCUCAGUUACAAUUGUUUCAUAAUACCAAAUACACGUUAGAAUUUAGAAAGGCAGUUUCUGAAUUUUCAGUGAAAUUUCAUUGGAGUGAACAAAAUUGUCAAUUGUCACUCCAAAUCAUGUAGGUGUCUGUGGAAACAACACUCUGAAAAGAAAAUAAAACACAUUUGAUUUUGUUA